Xenopus tropicalis (tropical clawed frog) is the source of this 2094-nucleotide messenger RNA. RefSeq names its product LTV1 ribosome biogenesis factor (gene ltv1). The transcript has 11 exons. Gene Ontology annotation, biological process: ribosomal small subunit biogenesis. The record is from RefSeq and is marked provisional. NCBI's taxonomy places the organism in Eukaryota, Metazoa, Chordata, Amphibia, Anura, Pipidae. Bases 308 to 1720 code for a protein of 470 amino acids.
ACGGAAUGGAACAAACCAUAAAACUGAGGGGUGGCUAAUUUUUGAUCUGCUAAAUUUAACCGGAAUUCAUUGGUUGUAUAACCUACCAAGUAAUUGGGGCAGCGAGUAUAUAAUUUAAAUAGCGCUAUUCAUUUUAUUCUAUAUGCCAGAAAUAGUUUUGUACGCUCUAUAGAUACCAUAUAAAUACUAUAGAUAUGUAAUACCGCGCUAAAUGUUUGUGGCAUGAUCCAACGUGGCGGAGACAGCGUGGUUAGAUGGGAGCCUCUGUUACUGAUAUUGUGUGACAGCUCUGCUUUUACGUGUUAGAAUGCCUCACCGAAAGAAGAAACCAUUUAUUAAAAAGAACAAAGCAGUCACUUUUCAUCUGGUGCACAGGAGUCAGAGGGAUCCAUUGGCUGCUGAUGAAACUGCUCCUCAGAGAGUCUUGUUACCUGCUGAAAAGGUAGAAACAGAAAAAAGGAAAGAAGAACAGAGAAAUUUUGGAGUCUUUUUUGACGAUGACUAUAAUUACCUACAGCACCUCAAAGAAAGAGGCCCUUUAGAACUUGUUUCCUCUGAGACCAGCAAGUCAAAGAGUUGCGUUAUCGUUGCUCGGGAGAGUGGCAUAGAAGAGGAGCCUCAUCGCUUUCCCGGUCCAUCAAUAAAUUUGCCAUCAUCUGUGUUUGCAUCUGAAUUUGAGGAAGAUGUUGGAUUGUUAAAUAAAGCAGCUCCUGUUCGAGGUUUGUGUCUUGACCUGGAUCCAGAUAUUGUAGCAGCUUUGGAUGAUGAUUUUAAUUUUGGCGAUCCAGAGAAUCAGCUGGAUGAUGACUUUAUCUUACAGGCUAAUGACCCUAAUAGUGAUGACCUCCGGAGAUCAUCCCAUGAAAAAGAUGAUGAUGACUGGGAGGAUGUUGAGAGUGAAGAAAAUGACUAUGAUUCAGAUGGACUUGUUUCAGAUGAGGAUGAUGAUGAGGAGGGUAAAGGAGCCAGGAAAGAGUUUCUGUUUAUGCAAGAGGAAACAAAAAGUCGUUUUACAGAAUAUUCCAUGACAUCUUCUGUUAUUAGGAGAAAUGAGCAACUAACCCUUCUUGAUGAAAGGUUUGAAAAGUUUUAUGAACAGUUUGAUGAUGAUGAAAUUGGAGCCUUGGAUAACACAGAAUUGGAAGGAUUCAUUCACUCAAACAGUGGUCGGUUGGAAGAAGUAAUAAAUGAUUACCACAAGCAAAAAGCAAAAGACUGCGUGAAACUGAAAAACCUGACACCUAGAGAUGGCAUGGAUUCAGUAAUUGAGGAAGAUGAAGAUAAUAAAGAAGAUAUGCAAAAUUUAGUUAUUGAGGAGCCUAGAGAAAAAUGGGACUGUGAAUCUAUUUUGAGUACAUACUCUAAUUUAUACAAUCAUCCACAGAUUAUCAAGGAUCCACCCAAGGCAAAAUUAAUACGGGUAUCUGCAAAAACUGGUAUUCCUCUGGAUGUUCUUCCGGCAAGGGGACUCACUGCCAAGCAGGUUGAACAAAUGGAAAUGAUAAACAAUAGUGAUCUUCCCAGAGUGUCAACACAGCUACGUCCCAAAGAUGAAUCAAAAGAAGAGCGCAAAGCUAGAAAACAAGCAAUUAAAGAAGAACGCAAAGAACGAAGAGUGGAAAAGAAAUCCAAUAAACUAGCCUUCAAAGUAGAAAAAGGCAGACAAGUAAAAGAGCAGCUUAACCUUAAACAGAAUCUCCAAGGACUUAAGUUAUCUUAACAAACUUAUUAACUGGAGCUGCCCAUUUAUGCCAAUGUGGAAAAGGAGGCUGAUGCCAAAUUACCAUACCAACAUGGACAACACAGUUUGUCUGGCCAGUGCUGCUAACAGACUGCUGGAUCCUUUCAGCAGAAAACCAUGUCAUAAAAAGAUACAAAACCAACUGCAAAGAAAAGAGUAUUUUGAGCUUAAUUUCCUAUAUAAAUAUAUAACAGUACAUUAUUUGUAUUAAUAUGGAUAUUGUGUAUGUGAGCCUAGCUAUUUAUUGCUUUAUGGGCAGUAACAUCUAUCAGACAUGAUCCAGUCACAUGGAUAAGUGAAUAAAUGUCCUUUACCAAAUGUCUUUUUAUAUAUUAAAUAUAAUUUUGGUUUGG